This is a messenger RNA of Metopolophium dirhodum (rose-grain aphid), 3352 nucleotides long. RefSeq lists its product as uncharacterized. Bases 315 to 977 code for a protein of 220 amino acids. Lineage: Eukaryota; Metazoa; Arthropoda; Insecta; Hemiptera; Aphididae. The record is from RefSeq and is a predicted model, not a curated record. The transcript is spliced from 5 exons.
GACUACGACGACGACGACCUAUUGCCAUUCAUACCGGUCGGGCAACACGACGCGUAUCGCACCGCAUCGCGCACACUUGCACGCGCAUACCGUGAGGCGAGCACACGUGAUCGGCGAAAUUUUUUUGUCGAAAAAUCACAAUUUUCGAACGUUACACCGCACCCACCGCCGAUAUCGCGCCGAGCGUGUAUUUACGCGCGCGUCCUGUUUGAUAACACUAUAUAUAUAUAUAUAUAUAUUAUAUUACAGACGACGUGGUUGGUAUAAUAUAUUGUUUUCGUUUCGGAUAUUUUCUCGACGAACAAAUUCAAACCAUGGUUCUGAUCAGUUUCGUCGUACUUGGAUUGUCCUGCAGCUUUGCUUUGGCGGCCCCGUACAACAUACGGAACUUAAACGACGCCGUGUUCUCCAACCCACUAGGGACAAAACAGUGUACAGUUUCAGGAGUGCUUUAUAAUCACAGUCAAAAGAUACUGUUUACCGACCACUGUAAGGCGUGCAUUUGCAUCGACGGGCAGAUAUUUUGCUAUUGGCAAUGCGACGACACGGCCCCUGCAGACACAAUGGACGAAGAGGAGAUCGACGGCGAACCGCAGUCCACGUCCACGACGACAAACAUAAUUUCGACUACCUUCGAAACCGACGUGAGUUCGAAAUCGACAAACUUUGUACCGCACUCAAGCCCCUCGGACGUUUCGCAGACAACCGCCGUGACACCCAACGAUGACGCCGAGCCGUUUUGCCUCGUUAUGGGUGUCAGAUACAAGCCGGGCAGCGUUUUGCCGAGGGACGCGGGAUCCUGUCUGGAAUGCCAGUGCGGCCAAAACUCGCAGAUCGCGUGCAGCCCGAAGGACUGCAUAACGUUGAAUUCGUUGGCCGACGAGGACACUUCCGAACCGGAUUUCUACGGCAACAACAACGGCGAACAGAACAACGGAAAUUUCAACAUGGACAUGUUUGCCGUCAACGUCGUCUGAUGGAAACCGUAGGGGGAGCGAAAGAGAGAGAGAGAGAGAGAGAGAGAAAAUUAUUGAUAUUAAAUGAUGCGUUUUUUGCGAUUAAUAUGCGUUUUGUUUUACGAAAAAAGCUAUAAUAAUAUUAUUAUACCACCAUAUAUUGUAAUGCCCACCAAAACGUCUAUAUAAUAAUAAUGAUUAUAAUAUUAUGCCCUUAUUAUUUACUCAAAACAGUUAUGGUUUUUCGUCUCGGAGUUUUCGAUUUGAGUUUACGUAUAUACUAAGUAUUAAUAGCUAGUAGGUAUAUGGUUUGUUUUUUUUUCAUUUUUAACAGUGAAUAAUUGUCUUUCCGCCUACAGAGUAAUGUAUAAGUAAGAAAUCCCCGCAUUAAAUAAAAAUAACUAGCUGUAACCGUUUAAAAACAAAAAUUUCCUCGCCUAGACAUAAAGACGAGUUCCCCGGCGAAAUUCAUGGUUUUUCAUCGUUAAUGCUAGUGUCCAAUAACAGAAUUUAAUUUAAAUUUCGUUCGAAAUUUCAAACCCAAUAACCACAAAAAGUGCUUGUCUUGUUACUUUUUAUUCAAUAAAUUAAUAUAAUAUGAUAUUCUUGUACAUUAAACAUUUAAUAGUAGGUACGCACUAUUAUUACCUUUUAUAGUGGGUGGUAUAUCGCGUGACAGGUACAUUGGAAACUGAAUAUCGGAAAUGAUGAUCUUCUGAAACCUAUAUUAUGCCUUUCAGUACUCGCAAUUUAUGUAAAAACGAUAAUGUUGUUGUAUUAUUAUUUUUAUUUUUACAUCCAUAAAAACAACGACAAUUUGAAGCAGAUAAAAAAUAUACCAUCUCAAUACGCAGAGUAUAUGAAAGAAAGACAAGUCGCUUAGGAUAUCGCGGUAAUUUAUAUUAUGCCGUAGUAGACAUUGUGUGAUAAUAAUAAUGACCUGUACAUAAUGAGUAUUGUUCUAAUGUCGUUGUUUCGUUGUCCAUAUCAUAUUGUAUUGAAACUGAAAGAAAGUUUAACAUAUUCCUAGGUUAUAGACGUGUAGUACAAUAGGGAGGUGCAUAAAACAUUAGCGAUUCGUUCUUUGGAUCAGCCAUUUUUCGGAAUACCUUAUUCAGUUUUAUUAUUCUUAGUUUUAAAACUUAUACGUAACGAUCAUCCCGUUAAAUUAUCGAUCUCACAUUUAACUGUACAUACGUGUGAUGUUCGACUUACCGAUUUUCCGGCAUUAUAUUAUAGCCCUCCAUUCAAUAGUUGUCUUAUAUAGGUGCCAUAUUAAAUUGUACAUUUUAUCUUGAGCGACCCGGUCUUUCUGUCCCAUAUUGUUUUUCAUUACAACGCAAUAACUUAUCUCGACCACGUCAACAGACCACAGUAUUAUGAUAAACAAACUAUAAUAAUAUAAAUGCCUAUUUAGUAGCUAAUGACUGUGUUUAAUGACCCAGAUGUAUGUACAUAUGUUUUUUAUUUUUACAAAAUAUGUAAAUUUUCAUAUACAAACGAUAGUAUCUGACUAUUACAACGAGUAUUAAUUAUGAAUUAUUUAAAUAUUUUAAAGUUUAAACUAUCAAUUAAUAUAUUUUAUAUUGUUUAUUAGUAAGUUUGUAUUAUCUGUGUGAUUCACAAUAUCAUUAUUAUUUUCUAUUUUAUAAAUAAACGUAUGAUUUUUUUUUCCAAUUGUGCGCUGUGUAUACCAAAUAUUAUGAUAUUAUAAUAAGUCAUAAGUAGAAUAACAAUUUUUUUUUGUUAUUACUCAUAAGUUAUUUUAGUGUAGACAUUCUUAUUAAUUAUUCAUGAUUAAAUAACUAAAAUUUUCACUCAGACGAAAGGAUUUCAAGUCCAAAACCUAACUGUAAAGAAAACUCUAUAUUAAUACAUAACUUCUAUCUUGCAAAAAUAAAUUUUUUAUCGUCUGAAUUCACAUUUUUUAAACUAAUCUAUGACUCUUUCAUUAAACAUACAUUUGUAUAAUUACCCUUUUUAAAUAUUGUUAAAUAAUUAGAAAUUACUAUUAUUAUAAUUAAUAUUAUCUUAUACUAAAUUAUAAUUUAAGUACCUCAUAUCUGUAGUCAUAAUCGGUAUACUUAGAUGUGUACACAUACCUAUUAUAAUACAUAUCUACAUUAAGAUAUCAUAGUAUUUCUAAUAAAUAAAAAUGUAAUAGGUAACCUUACUUACCGAAAUUAUGGAAAUAAUAUAAUGUGUGCGUAAUCUGAAUAUUUAUAUUUUAUAUAAUUUACCAAUAUUAUUAGCGUACAUUGCCGGUUAUUAAUUUAUGUUACAUGUCUUCAAUAAAUAUUAUUAUACACUAUAAACCUUACUAUUCACCUCGAUUAUACCUCUGUUAUUAAAAUAACGCGGAGGCAUCAAUUAUAUUGUCGUCUAAUAAUUUAUCA